GCCACAGUGCCCUGCUCAGAAGCCCGGGGCUCGUCAGUCAAGCUGGUUCUCGGCUCUCACUCGGCAGCACAGGCAGGCGAGUGGCCCUUAGUUCCAGGAGCAGAGCAGCAGAGCCCCAGUCCUGGUCCUCCAGCCCCAAGCCUCGCCUGCCCGCCCAGCACCAGGAUGGCCACCAUCACCUGCACCCGCUUCACGGAAGAGUACCAGCUCUUCGAGGAACUGGGAAAGGGAGCGUUCUCAGUGGUGCGCAGGUGCGUGAAGGUGCUGGCUGGCCAGGAGUAUGCUGCUAAGAUCAUCAACACCAAGAAGCUCUCGGCCAGAGAUCAUCAGAAGCUGGAGCGCGAAGCCCGCAUCUGCCGCCUGCUGAAGCACCCCAACAUCGUCCGGCUCCACGACAGCAUCUCCGAGGAGGGACACCAUUACCUGAUCUUCGACCUGGUUACCGGUGGGGAACUGUUUGAGGACAUCGUGGCCCGGGAGUAUUACAGUGAGGCGGAUGCUAGUCACUGUAUCCAGCAGAUCCUGGAGGCCGUUCUCCACUGCCAUCAGAUGGGUGUGGUGCACCGGGACCUGAAGCCGGAGAAUCUGUUGCUGGCCUCCAAGCUCAAGGGCGCCGCAGUGAAGCUGGCAGACUUUGGCCUGGCCAUAGAAGUGGAAGGGGAGCAGCAGGCAUGGUUCGGGUUUGCAGGAACGCCAGGAUACCUCUCCCCAGAAGUGCUGCGGAAGGACCCGUAUGGCAAGCCUGUGGACCUGUGGGCCUGUGGGGUCAUCCUCUACAUCCUGCUCGUUGGGUAUCCUCCAUUCUGGGAUGAGGACCAGCACCGCCUCUACCAGCAGAUCAAAGCUGGAGCCUAUGAUUUCCCGUCACCAGAAUGGGACACAGUCACCCCGGAAGCCAAGGAUCUAAUCAAUAAGAUGUUGACCAUCAACCCAUCCAAACGCAUCACGGCCGCCGAGGCCCUCAAGCACCCCUGGAUCUCGCAUCGGUCCACUGUGGCCUCCUGCAUGCACAGACAGGAGACCGUGGACUGCCUGAAGAAGUUCAACGCCAGGAGAAAACUGAAGGGAGCCAUCCUCACCACCAUGCUGGCCACCAGGAACUUCUCUGGAGGGAAGAGUGGAGGAAACAAGAAGAAUGAUGGUGUGAAGAAAAGAAAGUCCAGUUCCAGCGUUCAGUUAAUGGAAUCUUCCGAGAGUACCAACACCACCAUCGAGGAUGAAGACACCAAAGUGCGGAAACAGGAGAUUAUUAAAGUGACAGAGCAGCUGAUUGAAGCCAUAAGCAAUGGAGAUUUUGAGUCCUACACGAAGAUGUGUGACCCUGGGAUGACGGCCUUCGAACCCGAGGCCCUGGGGAACCUGGUCGAGGGCCUGGACUUCCAUCGAUUCUAUUUUGAAAACCUGUGGUCUCGGAACAGCAAGCCCGUGCACACCACCAUCCUGAACCCCCAUAUCCAUCUGAUGGGUGACGAGUCGGCCUGCAUUGCCUACAUCCGCAUCACGCAGUACCUGGAUGCAGGCGGCAUCCCCCGCACGGCCCAGUCCGAGGAGACCCGCGUCUGGCACCGCCGGGACGGCAAAUGGCAGAUCGUCCACUUCCACAGAUCUGGGGCGCCCUCCGUCCUGCCCCACUGAAGGACCAGGCCGGGGGCCCUGGACCGCAGAGAUUUACUCUUCGUUCAUGGAAUGUGGCUGCUGGUUCUCCCACUUGGAUUUUGCUGGAAUUCCCCCAAUCACGUCACCUCACUACCACCAUCAUCACCAUCACCGUCAGAGCUACGUCAAAAAAUCCUGCCUGCUCACAAAAGCUAUCACGACUUCCGAGCAAAUGGCACAUCUCCCUGCCACCCCCUGUCCCUUUUGCUCUGUGUCACCUGCCAGGGCGGGGCCUCCUCAGGACUGGGUGCCCAGGGAGGUGGGGGGGCUCCCCUCUGGGUGCUGGCUCCGAGGGCUCCCCCUCCUGGCUGUUGUCGGCCUGGUCUUGCCUUGGCUGUAGGCCAGAAUGCCCAGCUGUGUGUCCCCCCCAGCCGCUGAGGAGAAGGAGGGGCGGAAUCAGGAGGAAUGUGGCAUCCGCCCCCAUCUCCCUGUCUCUCCCUUCCAGGGUCCCCCAGCCCCGUGAGCCAGCCUCCCCUGUGGGAGAGGGUGAGAGAGGAGCAGACGCCAGGAGCCCCCACCUCACACUGCCUCCCUAGCUCCUCCUUCUCCAGUCCUGCUCGUCCUCCUGUCCAUGCGGACCCUUCUCCCUCCGUGUGUGGAGUGCGAUCCUCUCAGGGUGCCCCCACUCUUUCCUUCUGCCUUCGGCUGAUGUUUACGUCCAACAGUAACGCCCAUUCCACCUUUCCAUCAGUCCCGGAGAAUUCCAGCUUCGUCCCAUCAGAGGGAGAGAAUCUGAUUGCUUUUUGGGGGCAAAGAAGGCACGUUUAGGUACCACUCCUACUUGGACCGCAUGCCUUUUUAUAGCCAAACUCCUUUGUGUUUCGUAAAUGGAUUUUGCGUUCAUGGAUAUUUAUGUAAUAACUAAACCUCUCAAAUUAUUGUGAGGAGGGUUGGGCCUGGUUGGGAAGGGAUGUGGGAAGAGGGGUGAGGGGUAGAUUUUUUUCUGUUCUAGGUCUUUUUUUCUUCUUCUUCUUCUUCUUUGUGUUUUUGUUUUGUUUUGUUUUGUUUUGUUUUUUUGUUUUGUUUUGUUUUUGUUUUCAUGUCAUCUCUGAGAUUCGCUUUGUCACCUGUGGUUAUCUGGGUCCGAGGUGGACUCAGCCCUGGGUGGGGCGGAGGGCCUCGCUGACAUUUUGGUCCCAAGGUUCCUUUCAGGACUCUAGAAACACCAGAUGUUAGUGCUAAGAAACAGCAAAUCAGGGCAGAGAGAGUGGGGGAGGUUGUCAGGACAGAAAUAUCUUUUUUUUUUUUUUUUUUUGCUUGCCUCCCAAACUGAAGUUCCUACUAGGACGCUUCCCAGCUUCCCAGGAUUUCAUCCCACCACAUCCGUGUGUGCCCCCCCCCCCAGCAUUCCCCAGUCUUUGGGGGUUCACGAGCAUGUGUCUUCAUUGCCUCUCCCCUCCUCAUCUGCUGGUUCAAGCAGAGCACUGGAAUUUCUCCUCUUCACGCCUCGUCCUGCAGCCGUGGGUUCGAAUUUCUUUUCUUUUCUCUUUCCCUCUUCCCCGGGAUUGACUCUGAUGUGGAAUGCCUUGGCACGUCCACUAGGAUCUACUGUCUGCACUGUUUUCUUUGCAUGACUUUAUAUGCAGUAAGUAUGUUCAAAAAAAAAAAAAAAGAAGAAAAACAUUCAGCAAAACCAAUCUACAUGUUUUGGACAAAAAAAAAAAAAGAGGUUGUAUUCUCAGUGUCCGACUCGGAAUUAUGUUGCCGCCUCUCUGUGCUUUUUGGCCUCUGUGUGGCCGUGUUCUGCCAGCAUGAGAUACUGUCCCCUCUGGAGGAUUUUAGGGGAGGAAGAGCCACAUCCCUGGGGAUCUGGAGGAGGCUCUGGUUCCCCUGAACCUCUGGGGAGUCCUGGGUGUUGGCUGGAGGACUGAUGGGGAUGUUUGAUCUGGGACUUUUUGAGUCCUCCCUGAUCAUGAGAUGUCUGCUGGGCCCUUUUCUCCAUAGCUGCUGCCCUGGGGACAGGUGAGGCAGGCUGGACUGGGGCCGCAGGCCAGGAAAGAGGCUGCCUGGGCUUCCUGCUCUCCACAUUGGUUGAUCACUGGCCUCUAUCCUUGGCAGACACCCUGCUGCUGAGGCCCAGGGCGUAGGAACUUGGCCUGCCCCGGGUCCAGAGGGCUUCCCACUAAGGCCCAGUGAUCCCAGCGUCCCAGCAGUAAAACCACCUGCCUCCCUUGUGAGCUGCCAGCUCCCACAGCAAGCCCCAAGCCCAACGUGAAGGUGUGGCCUUCACAGGGGAUGCUGCAAUUACCAAGACCAAGUCUGGUCCCCUUCUCAGCCUCAGUUUCCCCAUCAGUUAAAGGGUUAAAUAUUCCUGCCCAGCCUAUGCUGCAGGGCUAAUGGGGGAAUCCAACGGGACAGUGAAGUGAAACCCAAUGUACCUGUGAGAACUGACAGUGUUAGUCACUGGCUAGACUCCUGCUUCGUUUGGAGCCUGGCCAGCCCACCACUCCCGCACCUGCCCCUCAUUCCCCUCUUUGGUGCCUGUCAACUGCUCAUUAGCAGUGGACUGCGGGCAAAGAGCCAUGCUUUGGGGGUUACUAGGAUUAGGAUUCCAUUCCCAGGUCUUACCAGACUUGCUGUGUGACCUUGGGCAAGUCCUUUUCCUGCUCUGGCCCUGGGUUUUUCCACCAGGGGCAACUGAGCUGGAGGACCCCAGUGUCCUGAUUCUCAUUUGCUGGCACGCCUCAUGCCUCCUAUCCACUGUGUCCCAUUCCAAGUGCCAGAGAAAUGGAGGCAGGUCCCUACCCCAGGAGGAGAUGGCUCCCCCGGAGGAAGGCCACUCCGGUUGGUAGGAAGUCAGCCAGCGUGGACCACAGGGCAUUGGUGCCAUCCUGAGGCCCAGGCAGGGGAGGCUGGCAGACACAGCAGCCCAGAGCCCAACCCCAGCAGACAGUGAAACUCUGCUCCUCUAAAACAUCCUGUAGAUGCAAAAAAAAAAUCCAGACCUAAGACUAGACCUAGGCUCCAGCAUGCCAACACCUCUAUAGGAAAGUAUUCUCCCAGGACUGUGCGCCCCGGGGCGCUAAUCCUGGCCUCCUGUCUCCCAAGGGGAGACCCUUUGGGGGAUGUGUUUGCCAGACUCCCCGUGCUGGUUUCUUUGUUACUAUUUGUUUGGGGAUUUGUUUCAGUUCUUCCUUUCCUUUCUUUCUUUCUUUCUUCUUCUUCUUCUUUUUUUUUUUUUUCCUUUU
Molecule: messenger RNA, 4844 nt
Organism: Lutra lutra (Eurasian river otter)
Lineage: Eukaryota; Metazoa; Chordata; Mammalia; Carnivora; Mustelidae
Gene: CAMK2A
Product: calcium/calmodulin dependent protein kinase II alpha
Exons: 19
Coding region: 166-1635 (489 amino acids)
Biological process (GO): protein phosphorylation
Cellular component (GO): cytoplasm; neuron projection
Molecular function (GO): calmodulin binding; ATP binding; calcium/calmodulin-dependent protein kinase activity
Source: RefSeq, a predicted model, not a curated record